This is a messenger RNA of Alligator mississippiensis (American alligator), 1563 nucleotides long. It is a transcript of the gene TMBIM1, whose product is annotated as transmembrane BAX inhibitor motif containing 1. Gene Ontology annotation, cellular component: endoplasmic reticulum; membrane; Golgi apparatus. Bases 122 to 1099 code for a protein of 325 amino acids. The transcript is spliced from 12 exons. NCBI's taxonomy places the organism in Eukaryota, Metazoa, Chordata, Crocodylia, Alligatoridae. The record is from RefSeq and is a predicted model, not a curated record. Gene Ontology annotation, biological process: negative regulation of apoptotic signaling pathway.
GGCGCCAGGCCGGGGCGGGCCCGGGAGGAGCCGGGGGUGGAGGCAGCGGGCGCCGCCCCGGCUCCGCGCAGACGGCCCGGCCGAGCGGAGCGGGUGAACGUGUGAGGCCAUCGCAGCUGCCAUGUCGCACCCCCAGGGCCCACCCCCCUAUGACAAGGACCCCCUGUACCCGAACCCGCCGGGGGGGUACCCGCCGCCGGGGGGAUACCCGCCAGGGGGGUACUCGCAGCCUGGGGGGUACCCUCCACCGGGGGGGUACUCGCAGCCCGGGGGGUACCCGCCACCGGGGGGGUACUCGCAGCCCGGGGGGUACCCGCCACCCGCCCCCUAUGGGCAGCCAGGCUACGGGUACCCGUCUGCGGGGGCGCCAGUGCCCCCCAUGCCCACGCUGCCCAUGAACUUAGGGGACGACGCCAUCAUGGCCACCGACUGGGAGGACAAGAAGGUCCGGCAUGCCUUCAUCCGUAAGGUCUACACCAUCAUCUCGGUGCAGCUCUUGGUCACCGUGGGCAUCAUCUCUGUCUUCGUCUUCGUCUCCCCCGUCAGAGACUUUGUGCGCAAGAACAUGGCCGUGUACUACGCCUCCUACGCCGUGUUCCUGGUCACCUACCUGACGCUGGCCUGCUGCAAGGGGCCCAGGCGGCGCUACCCCUGGAACAUCAUCCUGCUCGCUGUCUUCACGCUGGCCAUGGGCUUCAUGACGGGCACCAUCUCCAGCUGGUAUGGCACCAAGGCCGUAUUCAUCGCCAUGAUCAUCACGGCCAUCGUGGCCAUCGUGGUCACCGUCUUCUGCUUCCAGACCAAGGUUGAUUUCACCUCCUGCACGGGGCUGUUCUGCGUCCUCGGCAUCGUCAUCACGGUAACGGGCAUCGUCACCGCCAUCGUCCUGUCCUUCAAAUACAUCUAUUGGCUGCACAUGCUGUACGCGGCCCUGGGCGCCAUCGUCUUCACCCUGUUCCUGGCCUACGACACGCAGCUGGUGCUGGGCGACCGGAAGCAGGCGCUGGGCGCGGAGGAGUACGUGUACGGCGCGCUGCGCAUCUACACCGACAUCAUGUACAUCUUCACCUCCGUGCUGCAGCUGGUCGGCCGCAGAUAGAGCCCGCGUCCCGCCCGCGCUGCCCGGCUCCGUGCGGCCCCCGGGCAUGCUGACGCACGGGGGGAGGUGGGCCCUUGCCUUAUUGCCCCCGCCCCUCCCCAGGGCCUGGGUGCGUCCCGGCCCCACCAGCCCGGGAUGGGAGGUGCUGCGCGGGGCGCACGUGGGACGCUGGCUGACACGUGGGCACAUGCACGUGCUCUGGACACGUGGCUGUACCCGUGUCUCUCCCCCUCCCGCCCCGGGGCUGCUCCGUGCCUUAACGGUGCAUGCACCAACAUGGCGGCACGGUACGGGGGAGGGUAGAGGGGUCCCCAGCAAAGGUGGGGGGGGCUCUGCUUGCUGCACCUGGCACCCCAUGGCCAGCCCUGCCCGGGACCCCCCACAGCGCCAGGCAGGGGCUGAGCCUGCUUCGCCGACACCAAAGAGCCUGGACUGGAUGCUGCCAAUAAAGUGCCCGUCUGACA